Messenger RNA from Schizosaccharomyces japonicus yFS275, 1551 nucleotides. Its product is annotated as 20S proteasome component beta 4. The record is from RefSeq and is a predicted model, not a curated record. Lineage: Eukaryota; Fungi; Ascomycota; Schizosaccharomycetes; Schizosaccharomycetales; Schizosaccharomycetaceae. Bases 14 to 604 code for a protein of 196 amino acids. The transcript has a single exon. Gene Ontology annotation, molecular function: endopeptidase activator activity. Gene Ontology annotation, cellular component: cytoplasm; nucleus; proteasome core complex, beta-subunit complex. Gene Ontology annotation, biological process: proteasome-mediated ubiquitin-dependent protein catabolic process; protein catabolic process; proteasomal ubiquitin-independent protein catabolic process.
CACUCCCUCUCUCAUGGAAGCUCUUCUGGCUAUUCGGGGACGCGAUUUCGUUCUUACUGCAUCUUCCAAGUCUGCCGUUCGCGGUAUUACUGUGCUGAAAGAUGAAGAUGACAAGUCUAUCGCUCUAAACUCUCACAAUCUUAUGUUGUACUCUGGCGAGGCCGGUGACACGACUAAUUUCGCUGAAUACAUUAAAGCGAAUGUAGCCUUAUACACCAUGCGCAAUGAUCUCGUUCUGGGACCCGAUGCCACAGCAUCGUUUACGCGUAAACAGCUCGCUACGUCGCUUCGCUCGAGAAAACCCUACCAAGUAAACAUUCUGCUUGCUGGUUACGACAAGGGAGAGAAAAAACCCAAGCUCUACUGGAUGGACUACCUGGCAUCUUGUGUUCCCGUCCCGUAUGCCAGUCAUGGUUAUGCCAUGUUUUAUUGCAUGUCCACCUUUGACCGCUACUAUCGACCCGACCUCUCGCUUGAGGAUGCUAUUCACGUUAUGAAGUUAUGUUUUGCCGAGUUUAAAAAACGUUUGCCCAUCGAUUACAAGGGUUUCAUUUGCAAGGUGAUCGACGAAAACGGAAUCCGUACCGUUGACAUUGCUGCUUAGAUCAUUGUAACGUGUUUCUCCGUUUCGUCCUUCUUUUCCUCCUUCCUAUUCCCUGCACUUCUUUAGCUUCCAGAUUCACGUUUAUGCAUUGGCGGGUUGCACGGGACGCGUUGUGGUCUUAUCGCUCUCUUUGACUGCGUCGUUGUUGUACGUAUGAGUUUUUUUCUUACUUUCUUUACAAAUGCCCGAGCCGUGUCCGAUCGCUAUACAUCAGAAUUGAAUUUUCCGUUCUUCACAUUUACGAUUAUGAUAUCCUCCCAAACGUUAUGCUUUUCUUUGCUCUAAUAUGUGGGCGAUUCUGCCGUACGCUGUCUGCAGCCUUUGCGUUAGAUGCAAUCCGGGUUGUGAAAGCAACGACACGAGUUGUCCUUGGAGCCCAGAAAGCGAUGAUAGCUUGGAAACGCGUGUAAUGUCGUCAACGUCUGCUGCACCGUGCUCUAAUCGACCUCCGAGCAAAAGAAGGAGUCGCGAGUACGGUUUGAGCAAUCCCAACACGGCUUUCAGCGUUGGCGGCUCUAUGUGCUGUCCCAAGUACAAAACACAGAUUGGACCGACGAGCAAUGGAUCAAUGUCAGUCGUGACUUUCUUUACUCGAUUGUGAGCUUCGACACUAGAAGCUUCGCUGGGUGAAACCGUCAGUGCUGGGCCGUUCUGUUUCCAUCCAUAGCUUUCGAGGAUACGCAAGGCGUGACGAAAAACGAGAUGCUUGACCACACGCAACUGCAGCUGAGGUGCAAUGGCCCGUAAACCGAGACGGAUAUUUGACCAUUCGCUUGGCAACAGGUUGUUGUGCUGCAGCACAAGGAAGUUCGGUGAAGCUUGUAAGGCGGCUGUGUACUGGUGAUGUAAAAUGGAUUUUCUAGAUGCAGCCGGUUUUAACAAGGUAGUCCAUGUUUUUUCUAGAGAGCUUUGUUAAUGAUAUAAAAAACGACGAUUUCCUAUCCACA